Octodon degus (degu) is the source of this 1406-nucleotide messenger RNA. It is a transcript of the gene Meiob, whose product is annotated as meiosis specific with OB domains. Gene Ontology annotation, biological process: resolution of meiotic recombination intermediates. The transcript has 13 exons. Gene Ontology annotation, molecular function: single-stranded DNA 3'-5' DNA exonuclease activity; single-stranded DNA binding. NCBI's taxonomy places the organism in Eukaryota, Metazoa, Chordata, Mammalia, Rodentia, Octodontidae. Bases 78 to 1406 code for a protein of 442 amino acids. The record is from RefSeq and is a predicted model, not a curated record.
UGUGGAGAAGCCGCGGAAAGCGGGAGACUCCAGGACCGGCCAGAAGAACAGCCAGCUGGGCCUCAUCUGAUUAAAAAAUGGCAAACUCCUUUUCAUCAAACGCCUUCACUGCGCUUUCAGAUCUGCAUCCAAAUAUGGCUAACCUGAAAAUAUUUGGUGUAGUUAUUGGGAAAACAGAUGUCAAAGGCUUUCCAGACAGAAAAAACAUUGGAUCAGAGAGAUACACUUUCAGUUUCACCAUUCGGGAUUCACCAGCCUAUUUUGUAAAUGCAACAUCCUGGGGCAAUGAAGAUUAUAUCAAGUCACUUUCUGACAGUUUUAGGGUUGGAGAAUGUGUGAUAAUUGAAAAUCCCCUGAUUCAAAGAAAAGAAAUAGAAAGAGAAGAAAAGUUCAGUCCUGCAACUCCUAGCAACUGUAAACUAUUGCUCAGUGAGAAUCACUCAAUGGUAAAAGUUUGUUCCAGUCAUGAAGUGGACACCAAGUUACUUUCUUUGAUACAUUUACCUGUUAAGGAGUCUCGUGAUUAUUAUUCACUGGGUGACAUCAUUGCAAAUGGGCAUAGUCUUGAUGGGAGCAUUAUUAAUAUCCUUGCAGCAGUGAGAUCGGUUGGAGAGCCAAAAUAUUUUACAACUUCAGACCGAAGAAAAGGCCAGAGGUGUGAAGUUAAACUCUAUGAUGAAACAGAGCCUUCUUUUGCAAUGACAUGUUGGGAUAAUGAAUCCAUUCUACUUGCACAGAACUGGAUGCCACAAGAAACAGUAAUAUUUGCUGCAGAUGUAAGAAUAAAUUUUGACAAAUUUCGGAGCUGCAUGACAGCAACUGUAAUCUCAAAAACUAUUAUUACAACUAAUCCAGAUACACCAGAAGCUAAUAUCCUACUGAAUUUUAUAAGAGAAAAUAAAGAAGCAAAUUUUCUGACUGAUGAAAAUGCCAGUUAUUUGAAAGAAUCCAUAAAUUUAAAUACAAUAGUUGAUGUCUAUACAGUUGAGCAGUUAAAGGUAAAGGCUUUGAAGAAUGAAGGAAGAGUUGAACCCUUCUAUGGCAUUCUCUAUGCUUACAUUUCCACACUGAACAUUGAUGAUGAAGCUGUGAAAGUAGUUCGAAAUAAAUGCUCUAGCUGUGGUUAUAUUAUAAAUGAAGUGUCUAAUACUUGUACAACUUGCAACAAAGGUUCUUCAGGAUUCAGAUCUGUUUUUCCCAGCUUCCAUAUGCUGGUGGAUAUUACUGACCACACAGGAACCCUCCAUUCCUGUAGUCUCACAGGAAAUGUUGCUGAAGAGACUUUGGAUUGCACGUUUGUUUUAUCACCCAGAACAAGGGGUGGACUGAGAAUGAACAUACUCUCCUGUAGGCUUGCAGAUCCUACUGAGGCAAGUAGGAAUUUGUCUGGACAAGGACAUGUCUAA